UUAGGCCCGCCACUAACGAUCGGUGGUUUUGUUUUGGCUGACGAUCCUCGUGCCGUCUGUCAGGGCUUUGGCUUCGGGUCGGUUCCAAGUGAAGAUUUGGCAUCUUUUUUUUGGAAAGCAAAUUUCAAGAAUAAGAAGAUUUCGUUCAAUGCUAGGAGAAUGUGAAUGUGAGUUUGUGUGUGGUGGGAAAACUUGUGUAAACAAGUGAUGAUUGUUAUUUUCGGUUUUUUACCACCACUUUUCGACGACAACGAUUUUGCUGUGUCGCAAAACGCAGAUCAAACGGUCGUCAGUAGAAUGCCGUUGUAGUGUUUCUUUUUUUUCCCCUGUUGGUGGGCCCAUUAUCGCAGCUGCUGGGGGUGAUGGCGGUGGUGAUCGCGAUGUGAUACCCGGGCGAAUGUUUGCCUUUCGGUUGAAAGUGAAGGUGAUUCGGGAAAUUAAACGGGUUUUAUCCCAGGAAAAAAAAAAAUAACUGAAAACAAGACAACACUAGAAACUUGUUGCAAAAGUGUGACCGUGGGACUGCAGUGGCUGCCAGCAGAGGAUCAGGGCAGACACAGACCGGCCGGCAAGCCAUCAUCUGAGGAACUUGACCGAUGAUCUCGGAUGACUUGACCAACCAACCGAGGAUUCCUGAGAAAGCCAUCGGCCGAGAGCAGCGGGACAGCAGGGGAAUUGAAUUACUCGCGCUAAAUUGUGGGAUUAUAAUUAAGUGAACACAAAGCUGGACAUGAGAAGAAUAUAGUUUCAUCGGUGUUAGUUUUCCGUGGAUUAUGUUAUGCCUGCACUUGGUGGUGCAACUGUCAGUGGCACGGCAAACAAGAAGAGCAACAGACGAAGAAGAUACCAGUUUUUCUUUCUUCUCUUUCUUCUUCUUCAUCCGAUUCACGAGGGCACGAUAAAACACCGGAAGAGUGAAGCUGUUGGCAAAUGAAAAUGUUUUUUGAAGUGGCAAACUGACGCGCAAGUUUUCCCGUUGUGUCCACAGGAGAAUGUAAUACUUUUUUGCAAAGUUAGUCAGACGACGGGGAAAGAAACCUUACGCGAAGAAAAAAACAGUGGAAGUGUGUCGUUUUGUGUAAUUUUUCAAUGGUGAAGAGCAGAAAGCAGAAAAAAAAUAAAAGUUCCAAUGCGUGCGAGAAUCAGUGGCAGUACUUUCCGCGUGUGAAGCAACAGAAAAUUAUGCAAAUACGGUUUUAUUUUUCCGAAGUGUACUUUGCUAUUGAGCUGAAGUGAAGCAAGCAAAAAGCUGAUGAAAGUGUAGUACGACGACGACGACGAAUAGCUUGCAUUAAAUUAAUUGAAAAAGUGAAAAAAUAAUGGAAAAUAACACGAGAGAAUAGACAGCUGUCGUGAAUUGGAUAGCAAAUGCCGCUGCCGAUGUUUUGUUUCCAACCUGGUCAUGGCGUCAUACUAAAAUAGUUUACUUCGAAUGUGCCACUCGUGUCUGUGCUGUGCUAGUUAAUUAUUUUUUUCGUUGGACCCACCCACCUCUGAAGGCUUAAGACAGCAGCUUAGGAAGACUUUUCACGGCCGGCUGAAGCCAAACUCGUUGCUCCGUUGGCGGCGUGUGCUCAUCGGUUCCCGGAUAGCAGCCCGGAAAAAGGCAUCACCGCGGAAGGAUGACUAAUUGUAAUCUAUAAUAUCAACGAGAGUGCACGAGCUAAACAGCAGCAAGGUUAUCUGUAUUCUUCGAGUUGGUUGCAGUUUAAAAUGCAGUUCCCCUGCAAUGACCCAUCGUAUCAACGUCAGCAAGUUCUAGCAAAACUAGUCCGACAAACUGAAACAGCAGCAGCAGCAAAAACAACAACAACAACGACCCGAAGCAGCAGUUGGCCAUGGUUAAUGAUCCUCGUGAGUGCAGCGUAUCCGGAUUGCACCAGCCAACUUGAUUUCAUGUGCGUUUGGUGGCAUGUACCUCGGCUAGUACUACGACAUCGGUAAACCAUGGAAGAAGCCGCCGUACGGCAAGUAGCACCCUAGGAAGAUAGAUGACACUGCACCACUGGAUGCUGGUUGCAUUCCGUGCCGAGAUUUACUGCACUAGUGAUUUUAAAACACUGUUCAUUUGUACUGAACUGGGGCAUCCUGUGGCAAAGACGCAGAGAGCGUGAACAUAAAACGAGCUCUGAUUAGCUAAGGCUAUCGCACCAGUUGUUAGCGAGUUUCAAGGUUACGUGAAGCAGAUUUUAACUAGAUUAGAUAGAACACCGAAAAUGAACAUGACAAACACUGAUUAUAACUUCAGCAUAGUUCUCGACGAUCGGUACGUUCUGCACGGUUCGGCGGACAACUACACGAACGUGUCCUACAACGGAACGGACUACCACGACCCGUCGACCUGUUACUAUGCGCUGGAGUGGUACACGGAGACUACGCUGUUCGAGUUCUGGAUCAGUGGCGUUGUGAUGAAUUUCGUCGCUUUUCUGGGAAUCCUAGGAAACAUUCUGUCCAUGGUGAUCCUUUCGAGGCCUCAGAUGCGUUCCAGCAUCAACUAUCUGCUGAUAGGUCUAGCUCGCUGUGAUACCGUUGUGAUUCUGACGUCGAUGCUGCUGUUCGGCAUACCGGCCAUCUACCCGUACACGGGCUACCUGUUCUACUACUACUAUGUGAUACAUCCGGUCAUCUCGCCGGUGGUCUAUCCGUUGGCCAUGACAGCUCAAACGGCCAGCGUCUAUCUGACACUGACAGUGACCCUCGAGCGGUACGUCGCCGUAUGUCACCCGUUGCGGGCCCGAGCCCUCUGUACCUACGGACGAGCGCGAAUCUAUGUGAUAGCGAUUAUCGUGUUCUCACUUCUGUACAAUAUGCCUCGCUUCUGGGAGGUCACCGUGUCAUCGUUCAACCACCCGGAAUACGAAGGAGCGUACUGUGUGAGUGCCUCAUCACUUCGUACCCACGACCUGUACAUCAAGGUCUACGUGCACUGGAUGUAUACCGUCUUCAUCUAUCUGCUUCCCUUCAGCUCGAUCUCAUUCUUCAAUUCGAUGAUCUACCAGCAGGUCCGCAAAGCGAACCGCGAACGCCAGCGGUUGUCACGAUCGGAAAAACGCGAAAUUGGCCUAGCCACCAUGCUCAUAUGUGUAGUCAUUGUGUUCCUUCUGUGUAACCUCCCUGCCAUGAUCCUCAACAUAAUGGAAGCCGUCUACUCGGACAUCAACGAUUAUCUAGUCAAAACGUCCAACCUGCUGGUCACCAUCAAUUCGUCCGUCAAUUUCAUCAUCUACGUCAUAUUCGGUGAAAAGUUCAAACGAAUUUUUCUUAUGUUAUUUUGUAAGUCGCGUCUAGGUCGUGAAUCUCCGGACGGCUUCCUGCACGAGGACAGUUCCUUUUCCAACGGGGAAGGAAGCAAUCGGAACUCGGGCCGAUUCCAGCGGGUCGGCACGACCCGCAGCAGUACGACCAAGAUCAGCAACAGCGCGUUCGGUAGCAUACGAACGACGCGGACGACCAUCCGCAGUACGCGAGCUCCGUCGCCGGGACCGAUCGUGUACUAUCCGGCACGGGAUACCCUGCCCCGGGCACAACCCAACGCACCGAUCCCCCGCAGUACGUCGAUGUUUCACCCGUGCUGGGAUCGGGAACACGGCAACGGCAUCAUGAUGGCCACGUCCGGUUUCUAGCCACUGCUCAAGAUUUCCUCGAAGGAUGUCGAAGGAGAUCACAAGUUCUAGGUCUGUAGGUAGUUUAAAUUCUGCUAGGAACUAGCUUCUCUACUAUAGCUUUAAUUAUCGAUACCUGAGAUUGUGCGAGUGCAAGUGUGAGUGCGUGUCGUGUGUUUGCGAGUGUGUGGACGCGGAGAUUCCUGGGCAAUAAACUUGUCGUUUGAUGGCACCACCGUCGACCGGAUCGCACUGCUAGGGCUCUAACAAAACGAUCGUUAGGUGAAUGAUUUGUUCUACAUAGCUGCCGUAUUUGAUUGAUCACCAAAUGUUCGAUACUUCGAUACUGGAUUAAUUCCUUAAUUACACAGAUUAGAAUAUUUUGCUAAUUUUUUUCAUGUACAUCUUUGGGGCAGAAAAUUGAACAUGAAUUUACUUUCCGGUUUUUAUUUUUCAACAUACAGGGUUGCGCAAAGGAACCUGACACAUUUUGUUCUCCGGUUACACUAGAACCAAUCAAGGGAGUGAGAAACCGAACACGGCAUCGGAAAUAGAAUAUAAUCCGCUGCAGAUGGAGGCCUUUCUAAAGACGUUAGACCUCUUCUCCAAUAAAAGCAUAUGAGCAUAAUGAAAUCAAAUGUUAAGUUGAUCUGCUAGAACCAAAUCACUUGUAGAAAAAUUUCUCAUAGAAGAUAAACUAGUUGGGCUAUUUGGAAAUAAAACUGGUCAUACCAGUGGAGAGUUCGUGAUGAAGAACUCGUACUUUCUGGACAUUUUUCUGUUUGUUCCGCGAGAGAUGUUCAGCAUUUAGAAACUCACCCCUUUCCUCAAGUGAAAAAGGUGGGUAUGUAAUGUAGGAGAUGUAACUGGAUGACGUGAAUACGAAUAAAAUCUGAAUAGAACCUGAAUUCUGGACCUGGAAUUAUGGAACUGAAAUUUGGAGCCGAAUGCUAGAACUGUAUUUUUGACCUAAAUUCUGGAAAUCAAGUUUGAUACUAGAUACUGGAACUGAAUUCUGAACCUGAGCUCAGGAACUAAAUUUUGAAACUGAUUCCUGGAUCUGGAUUGUUGAACUGAUCACUGAAUCUAUGUUCUGGAACUGAAUUUUGAAACUGAAUUCAAAGUCAGGAUUCUAGUUCGGAACUGAAUUCUGAGCUUGAAUCCUAGCACUGACAUCUGGACCUGAACUCUGAUCUGUAGCUGAAUUUUAGUUACAGAAUUCCCAUCCAGGAUUCAAUUCUAAUUUUCAGAUCCAGAAUUAAGCUCCGAAGUUCAUUUCUAGAAAUCAUACCCGGAAAAAAAUAAAAUCCAUUUAAAAAAAUCUUCAGACUCUAGGUUCUGAAUUCCGCUUUUGGAUCCAGACUCUAGACCUGCACUCUGGAACUAAAUUCUGCACCAGAGCUUAAAAUUGUCACGCAUUCUCAAUUAAAGAAUCCAAUCCAACAGCAAUAUUCUACUGCCACAUUCGUAAAUGACCCAUACACCAGAACAAACGAAGAGAGACGAAGCAUUUUCGUUUCUCAUUAAAAAAAAAGAGAGAGUUUCAUUGCCAACGUCACUCUUACCUCUAUGACAAGACGAAACCAAACUAACGUCUGCAGGGAGCAUCAGCAGAAUUUCAAUUCUCAUUCUUUCAUCGAUGUAUUGAAAAUCUGUGACGGCUCGGCUAUAAAGAGUGACUAAAAUAUGACAAAUCGAAGUUAUUUCAUCUCAGAACCAAAACUAAUAAAGAUUCGAGUACCAACAGGUAAAAGUCGUUGUGAAACCUUUUUCUGUCAUUUUCGAUUCUCAAAGCUUUGGUUGAAUAUCGACACUGCAUACUAUGGGAUUUUCACUGAAAGCCGCAAAUGACUGAAAGGGCAAAUGAAACAAAGAAAGAAAGAACACAAUUUUGAAACUACUGUUCCGCUUAUGUUAUUGACUGGAUAUGGAUUUCGUUCUCAUAGUUUGCAAACGGAGCUGAGAGUGACAUUAAUUUCUCGUCAUUUUUGUCUAUUUUGAGUCAAUGAAAAUGACUUUUAUUAGCUCUGUUCUGCACCAAUUCUGGAAUUCAUUUUAGGUCUGAGUACUGAAAAGACAACUGAAUUUUGAUACUGAUGUCAAGUCUGAACCUUAGUUUCAGUUCCAGAAUUCAGUUUCAUCAUUCCGAUCCAAACCCAGAAGUUCCAAAUCCAGGUUGGUAAUCUAGGUCCUGAUCUCUGUUUCAAAUUUCGGUUCCAAAAUCCGGUGAAAGUCGGAUUCAGUUCCAGAAUUCUGGAACUCGAGUUUUAGAUCUGGAUUUUGGACCUGAAUUCUGGUCUGAACUGAAUGUAGCACUGAAUUUUUACCUUCUUUACUUAUCAAUCAUUUGAGAAAACUUCAAAUUCGCGCUAUAUAAGAUUAACUUAUGCUACUGACAAUUCUAUCACAAAUUGCAGAUCGUAUCUCUGAUGACAUGGAGAAAAAAAAUGUUGAUACGUUUAGUAAAUUAAGAGAUAUUCACGAUCAAAUACUUAUUAAAUUUUGAAAAGACAUCCCAUAGCAAAGUAAGAUGUAUACACGUCAAACGAAAAUAGAUCAAUAUCUUGGACGUUGCUGCGAAUUUCAUAUGAUUUAUUUGCUCAUCAACACAUUGAAAUUGAUUUACAAACAAAAUUUGAUGAUUCAUCACCUUUUUGGUAGCAAUCAGCUUCGUUGCAUAAAAAAUAGUGCUAGUGUUCCGAAAAUCAGUUCUAAAAGCCUUUCAUAUUUCCUCCAUGUUCUAUGUUUAUUGGAUGUCAGUGAAUAUUACGGUAGAACAUCAGAAUUAUGGACAUUCCCAGGGGCAAAUGACUCUGAACUCUAGACAAUCUCAUACUAAUAAACUCAUUUCAUUCCAAAAUAAUCUUCUCUAAUCUCUUUGAUCCCAACUAGUCUAGAUAAGUUUGGGUAAUUUUAAGGUAAUCCUACCUAGUUUUGCAUAAUCUUGUUUGAAGUGUAUCUGUCAUUCGAGCUCGCAAACAGAGAUGCCAUUUAUACAGAUUUAUCUGUAUUAUACAGAUUUUUACAUGCUCAUACAGAACAAACAUCCAAGCUAGCACAAACAUUUCCAAAAUUUUAUUUGAUUAGAGAUCAUGUCAAUUGUAUAGGUGCGCAGUGCUGUUAAUUUGGCGCGCACGAAUUUGAUAUUUCCUUCCUCUAAUUCUGUGUACGAGAUUCGAUGCGGACUCGCCUGAGGGCACCAUGCUCACAAAAAAGGAUGUUGCCAAUGAUUUGUUCGGGAAAUGUGAGAGCUGGAUAUAUUGUUAAUAUGAUGUCUAUGCCUGCGUUGAGCAGUUGCAAAAGGAAAGAAAAAACAGAAAAGAAACAAAAACUACGUUGACGGCUUCUUAUGUCAAAAUAAUGCUUUUCCAGAUCUCGGCUAAACUUUUUCUAAUCCCAUUCUAAUCCAGCGAGAUCCCUGCUAAACCUUUUUACUCCCGGUAAAACUUGUUUGAGUUCAGACAAAGUUUAUAGUGAUUUGCCCCUUGGACAUUCCUAAUGUUAAUUACAUUUAAACAAUUAAGGAAGAAAUCCUGUAUCCCUGAACAAACGUGUCAUAAAUGUACCUUAAAAUCAUAAAAUUUGAUAUGAGUGAAACUGUCAUCCGAUGAACACUGACACACACAAAACUAGUUUAAUAAAUUUCGGUUGAUUUUUCAUAAGGGUGUAUAAGCAAGUGACAGUUUCUCUUUAAUCACUCUCUCUUACGAUUGUUGUGAUGUGAUUUAAAUGAUUUUCUUUGAUUUCACUACUCUGUUUGAAAGUCGAAAGUUUCGGGUGUCAUUUAAUGCAAAGAGUUGAGUGAUAAACGUGGAAACCGCUUAGCAAUUAAUAGAAGAUAAAGUAAACAAAAAGAAACUGUAACUUGCUCAUACGCCCUAAUGAAAAAUCAACCGAGAAUUCAGAGAGGCAUUGAUUAUAUCCACCCAUCUGACACCGGUAUGUGAGCACCAGCCAUUUGAAAGUAUACCGAUUACGUUGAGCCCCUCGCGUUUCGAGCCCCAAACACUGCGAUGUUUUGAUACUCAUCGCGACUCUCAAAUUGUGAAAAUUAUCUCCACUUGAUGUCCCAAAACACUGUCUGCUGUAUUUUAGGUAAACCGACAAGUUAUUGUGAGAGAGUCGACCAAAAAUUCAUUAAUUUUCGUGCACUAAACAAGGUAAACGCGUAAAACAAAUGUAUUACUGUUUGUUUACGUUGCAAUCAGCUGAUUUUGAAGUUUCGAUAUUGAUCACAUCAAGAUGGUGUCGUGACAGAGGGCCGAUUAUAUCUGUCAUAAACGUCAUAAAUCAGUUACUAUUACACGCUCAUACAAUGUUACUCUCAAGUGAGUAAUUUGUACUUAAUUUUGCUUGUUUAGUUCAAAUGUCAAAAAAUGAGUAAUAUUGAUUUAGAAGACUGAGUAACUUCUACUCAGUUUCUAAAUUGACAACAAGUUUUACUCACAGUGCUUUGAAAACAUUGUGUGAAAAUUUACGUUCACUGAUUUGUGUAUAUCUAUUGAAUGGAAAAUGGAGCAUGUUGGAGCCGCGUUAGGCGAAGAAGUCUAUCGAAAAUCCAAAGGUAAUAUUGUUAUACCUCCUAAUAAGGAAAAUUUGCACAUUUGUGCAACCUUCGUUCCGGGAUACGUGAGGGAGUUUAUAGAUAAUUUUCAACUUUCUAAUUCAUUCAAGUUUUAAUUCACCUAGUUGUGUAAUGAUGCCAUUCUCAUAUUACUCAUAACAUCAAAAAUAUUACUGUGGAAUUCGCAAAAAAAUACUAUUCAUUGAAUAGAAAUAGGAAAGUUUGCUCGGACUUAAUUUAACAAGCUCUACAAAUCCUGUUUACUCUGUAGUUCCGAAGACGGAAAUAGUAUCCACAACAAAUAUAGGAAUUCCGUAUGGAACCGUAAGACGUUUCCUUUGAACCUAUAAGUUUGUGAAAAUCGAUUUAGCUAUCUUGAAGAAAAGUGAGUGAAACCCUUUUGCAGUUUUUAAUCACCAUUUCCAAUUCUUCCGAAACCGGAUUGAGAUGGUCGGAAUAGCCGAAGUUGGUUCAUUUGCUAGCAACAAAUAUGACCUAAAAAUUGGAACAGUUUUGAACCUAGUUAAACCUAGACUACCCGAAUAAAAAAUAUUGUAGAAAAACAAUACGAUUUGUUGUUACAAAAGCUGCCACAAUUUUGCUUUGACCAUUGAAAAAUAUUUUAAUGUAUUGUUAUACACUAUUCAAUCAAUUGUGAAAAUGCUUUUUACAAUAGAAUGUAUAGGUUGUUAAGUAUCGUAACAAUUCAAAUCAUAAAGAUUUCUCAUACAUGUUUUCUUGGAAAACAAUAAAAUGUACAGUUUGCAUAUUGUUUGAAACGCCACGUGUACAAUAAAUUCAAUUGUAGAAUCGUAGGAACAAUAUAUUGAAUCGUUGGAGAUGAAAAAAAAUCUUGUCAAGAUACAAUAAAAUGCAUUGUAACCCAUAUAUCUAACUGUGAAUCAAUUGUGUAUGCUGUAAAAUCAAUGGUUUAUUUUUUUACGGGUAACUAUCUCAUGCUCUAUUUCCAUUAAAUCAAUUAAACGAAAUCUAACAAACUUCUGCAUAUGUAAGUCAAGCUAAACAGCAUAAAACAUGUAGUAGGAUUAUAACUUAAAUUUUUAUUAGUGGCAUCAUUGAACCAUCGGCACGGUAUUGCUGCACUACCGGAUGUGAAAAUUUCAUAUUUUUUCAAAUAAAUUUGAAUUCAUUGACAUUCGUUUAUUCUUUCGGUUGUACUGAUCAUAAAAUAGCUAUAAUUUUUAUCAACCGCAGCACCGUCUUUUACCAAUAUUACACACUAGCAGCAGACAUCCGUAACCGUUUCGUUUUCUUUACAGCGUGUACGAAAUAGAACAAAGCACGCAUCGUUUGUUUUGUGUUUUCUUCUUCUUUCGGUGUGGUACAAUUGUCAUUAUAUAUGGCGAUCUGAAAACUUUGACACUCAUCGCCCUGUAACUGCGAGACCGGAAGUCGGAUCCGGAUGAAAUUUCACAGUAGCUUUAAUGAUAAUAUGAGCUUCAAUUCAAAUCAUGAUUUGUGAAAAUCGGUUCAAGCAUCGCAGAGAAAUCGAUGUGAGCAGGGCCGGUGAAAGAGGUAGGUACGGUGGGUAGUACUACCCACGCGAAAAAUUCUAAAAUGGGCAAUUACCCAGCUGAAAUUUCGAUCGAAUAACAGUGUUAAUAUUGGUAUUAUUUAUAACAAUAAGAAUAUUUUUAUUGUAACUCGGAAUAAGAAAUAAAAUCAAAAUUACAGAAUGCUAAUACUCAAGGUAGAGCAAGUAUGUGAAUAUAUACAACAGAAAGGUGAGACGUGACAAGGAUCAUUUUAGCAAGCAGAAAUCUUUCAGUAAUUUAACUUAAGCAACUCAUCAAUGCAAAUCACUCGAGUCUCUUGUAUACCGGAAAGUACCGAUAAAGGUCUGUUACCAUUUACUUUUCGAUCCGGCAAUAGAAAAGUUAGCCGAGGUUGUCACUUUCUGCUUGCGGCAGCAUUUUCGUGAGUUCUUCACAAUCUAUAAUAGUCAAUAUAAAAAUCUAUAUUGACUAUUCUUGACAACAUUCCUACACAUCGAUUCGAGUAGAUAAACUUACAUAUUUUAGAUAAUUGGUGAUCGAAAAUUCAAUUAGUAAUUAACCAUCCCUAAUUUUCCUUGUUUCUCGAACCAUUGACAUGAUUCCUUAUAACAGAUACGACAGUUUCGUAUACACAAGUUCACAGUUUCUAUAAAAUUUCUGCUCUUCAAUGAGUGCGUUUGCAUUCACUCACACAAAACCCGAAUCAGUAUCGAAUCGACUUGCACUCUUUGCGGUUCGAUACUUCCGUAGAGAAGAUUGCUAACACAUCGUUUAAAAAGUCCAGGAACUAACUGUGCAAGAAUCUUUUUUAUUCAUCCACGUAAUCACCUUCGAAUGCAAUAUAAUCAUUCUAACACUUUUUUACUGUUCGAUGCCAUGCUUAAAGAAUGGAAAUAGGCUUCAUUUGAUUCACCAUGAUUCUAGAAUGAAUAUAGGCCCUGGAUUAUGUUUUUGAGAUCAGCAAAGAAUAAUUAGUCUUUGGGUGCUAGACUCUUGAGAAUAUGGUGGAUGAGGAAAUAGAUUCUAGCCCAAUAUAUUAAAUUUGGCAAUUGUUUUCAUAGAUUUGUGGCACGGUGCAUUGUCUCUGUUAAAAAUGAUUUUUUCUUCUUCGUAUGAGGCCGUUUUAUCACUUUUCGCACUUCAAGUGCAUCCGUAACUCAAUGCAAUAAUCAUGAUUCUUUCCUUUUCAAAAUAUGAUGGUUCUUUCCUUUGCAAGACAGUCGAUGUUAAUUAUACCUCGAGCAUCUAAAAACGAACGUCAUGAUUUUUACAGCUACCUGUUGUGUUUUCGGAUUUCCCUAUCUGAAAAUCUUAUUCAUGGCCAGAUUUUCGCGUAAGUUCGUAAAAGCACUUCCUGUUAAGUGUUAACCAUCUCAGUAUAUCUAAUCUCACACAUUUUGAGUUUAUGGAUUUGUUUUAUGCGCCGCUCGAUGCACGAGACACAUUUUGAUCGAAACUCGACUGUUUCUUAGUAUCCGAGAUAAAGAUCUCGAUCACGGAGUACUGGCUGAACGAGUUCAGCAUCUUUCAUCAUCAACCCCAACAAACUAACAGGGUAACCCAAUAUUCUCAAAGAAUUAAUAUAAAAAAUUCGCAGACUCAAAUAAGUUUAUACGGAACACAAAAGACAAUAUUUAAAACAAAUGCUAGUAAUUUUUUUAGACAUUAGUUGAGUUCAACAGUUCUCAACAAUCAACAGUUCGAACAAUCCGAAAGAAACCAAAACGAAAUUUUCAAUCACUGUCUGAUGGCAAAAGGUUUCUUAAUGUGUUUUCACAUGCAGAGUAACUUAAUUGGCAAACCAAUUUCCCCAGAUAGCAGCUAGCUACGAGUUCGAGUAGUGAUUCUACAGUAGCUUUUUCGUUGUUUUCAUUUGACAGUUGUAUUCUUAUGUCAUUUUUCCAAUCAGUUUUCCACGUUAGAUACCGAUUAAACUUAAAACUAGCUUCCUAUCUUAGCAAGACUAAACAAAUCAUUGAACUCCAUAGUAGUUUUAUGUUGUAUUUAUCGCUUGAAUGAGCAAUUUUGUUUUAAGGCAAAAAACCGAAAUGCUUCAAGCUUCGAAUUUACGCGUUUCAUGCAAAGUUAUAUAAUCGAAAGAAAUUAUUAUAUUCUUUUUGCGAUAUUCACCUAACCAGA
Malaya genurostris is the source of this 11822-nucleotide messenger RNA. RefSeq names its product FMRFamide receptor. Gene Ontology annotation, molecular function: G protein-coupled receptor activity. The coding region runs from base 2217 to 3623 and encodes 468 amino acids. Gene Ontology annotation, cellular component: membrane. Lineage: Eukaryota; Metazoa; Arthropoda; Insecta; Diptera; Culicidae. Gene Ontology annotation, biological process: G protein-coupled receptor signaling pathway. The record is from RefSeq and is a predicted model, not a curated record. The transcript is spliced from 4 exons.